AUGGCAUUUCACCAGCCACUGUUAGAUUUAUUAACAGCACGUCAGGUACAAAAGAUUUAUACUGAUGUUGGAAGCGGAUCACGCACAGAUAUCAGUGUGUGGCAAGCUAAAUUAGAGUCCAUCCCUGAAGGCGCUUACAUAGUGGGGCAGGUUGCUGUCCCUGCCUACGUAAGCACAAUUCCCGUAUCGUCUGUGAUUCUUGUGAAGCCCUUGGUCCAGAGCGACGGCUAUGGCAGUCUCAUCAUGAAGCCGCAAGGUUACGAGCUGAUCUGGGACGACAGGGGCACGGGUGGCGAACAGGAUGGCUCAUUCUGGCGUGUUCUACCACCUUAUGGCUACAUAGCGUUGGGAGAUGUUGCUUGUGAUGGCUAUGAUGCUCCUUCCUCGCAAUUCACAGACAAGUACGCGUGCAUUCGACAAGAUUUGGUGUGUGACGGAGUGGUGGAUCCCACACCACUCUGGACGGAUGUGGAGUCAGGCGCAUCCAAGAAUGUAUCAAUCUGGAACGUCAGUGGCAACGGUGUGAGUGGAUUCUUCAAAGCUCAGGAAGGCUUCAGCAGGCCAUCUUACCCGAUGUCGGUGCUGUGUGGAGGCCCGUUCUGGGCAAAGUUGAAAUAA
Messenger RNA from Orbicella faveolata, 618 nucleotides. RefSeq lists its product as uncharacterized. NCBI's taxonomy places the organism in Eukaryota, Metazoa, Cnidaria, Anthozoa, Scleractinia, Merulinidae. The record is from RefSeq and is a predicted model, not a curated record.